Molecule: messenger RNA, 1454 nt
Organism: Loxodonta africana (African savanna elephant)
Lineage: Eukaryota; Metazoa; Chordata; Mammalia; Proboscidea; Elephantidae
Gene: EOLA2
Product: endothelium and lymphocyte associated ASCH domain 2
Exons: 4
Coding region: 656-1132 (158 amino acids)
Source: RefSeq, a predicted model, not a curated record
GUUGGCCCUUGUCCCCUGGAAGGCGGGGCGUCAGUGGUGCCUUAACUCGGUCUCUCUCCGCGAUCUGUCCCCUGAGGCCGCGAAGCGCGAGCCCGCGCGGGCGCCCUUGACCCUGGGGACCAAAUACUGUGGGCGCCGUUCUUCCUGGCGCGGGACCUCCCCCCGUCCCCCUCGCAAGCCUGGGACCUGAAGGCCUGAGACCCGCCCCCCAGUGACAGCCCUGGACCCUGCUGUCAGCUCCACCCUCCGCGGGAUGGUACCUGGGGGCCGAGGGGUGGAAACACUUGCCGGGCAGCCGAGGUGAAGGAGCUGAAACACGUGCAGGAACAUCGCUCCUCAGCCACAAAACAGGUACUCUGUGCGCACAAGGCAGGAGGGGACUGGAUCCCAUCCGUUCUCACGGGCCUUGUCCUUGGGAUCCUGUGCAGUUGGUGACAAGGGUCCGUCAGCCAAGGAACCAGGCGACCUUCAGGCUAGGUAUAGGCCCUGAUACAAGAAAUAGCAACGGCCUUCCACGUGGGAGCAGCUGACCGCCCUCGCAAAUAACCCAAAUCCAGUGAAAACCAUGGCAGGGGAACCUUGUCUUAGUCAUCUAGUGCUGCCGUGACAGGAGUACCAGAACCACACUAAGAGGAGGAGCAGAAAGCUCGCGGAGAUGAAGUUUGCCUGCCUCUCCUUCCGGCAGCCCUAUGCCGGCUUGGUCUUGAAUCGAGUCAAGACCCUGGAGACGCGCUGGCGUCCCCUGCUGAGCGGCCACUGCAGCCGGACCCUGGCCAUACACAUCGCCCACAGGGACUGGGAAGACGACACCUGGCGGGAGCUGCUGCUGAACAGGCUGGGAAUGACGCCGGCCCAGAUCCAGGCCCUGAUCCAGGAGGGGGAGCGAUUCGGCCGAGGGGUGAUUGCAGGGCUCGUUGACCUGGGAGAAACCGUGCAGUUCCCCAAAGACCUAGCUCCGGAGGAGGCUGUACAGCUGGAAACCCGAGCCCUGCUCACCGAUUUGAAGGACAAGUACCUGACGGCGCUCUCUAACCCACGCUGGCUGCUGCAGCCCGUACCCGGGAAAGGAGGCAAGGAUGUCUUCCAGGUGGACAUCCCAGAGCAUCUGAUCCCCUCGGGGCAGGAGGGGUGAUGAGGCAGGACCCCCGAGAGGGACAGGACCGAGGGGCAAGCCUAAUGCCUUCACCACUGUGACUCGGAUACUUGAACCUCUUGAAAUCCCAGUCGCCUCUGCACCAGAGAGCAGGCCCUGCUCUGUGCUUUCCUGUGACUGACUGCCCCGCUCAGAUGGGUGGUGGGGAGGGUGGGGCUCUCCUGGGGAGGUGUCUCUUUGUGCUCCUGGACAAUGUCUCAAGGACUUUGUCCUCUACCAGGAAACGUCUGGGCAGGGCCACUAUUUGGGUACACUGAUGUCUGCAUCAUGCAAAUAAAUACACGACGAAGACUGUUUAGCA